GAUACGAAACUAGUUUGUUUCCCUCUUUUCUGUUGUUGCAAACGCGAACCCUCACUCCUUCUUCUCCCAGCGGCUUGCGAGCUUCUACCGUUUGCUAUGGCUUCAACGGACAUCAGAGGCAUUUUGACAGCUUUCAAUCCUUCUCAAGACUUCUUCGCUAUCACCGCUGGAGACGGUCGCGUCAAGAUAUGGGACACGCUCAGCGGUCAGGUCCAGACCGAGUUCGCGGAUUUUGCGUCAACUCCUUCAACUACUUUACUCGAUAAAUCUGUUAACGGCCAUCUUGCGCUGGAUUAUACUUGCAUCAAGUGGUUAUCCUUCGAAAGAAAGAGGAAAAGGAAGCAUGCAUCCUCAUUGUUAGUGCUUGGAACUGGUAGUGGUGAUGUUUUAGCACUUGACGUAGCUGCUGGUCAAUUGAGUUGGAGAAUUAAUGAUUGUCAUCCAGGAGGUGUGAGAACCAUUGCAUCUUCUGCACACGGGUCAAGCAUAUAUACUGCUGGUGCAGAUGGGAUGGUAUGUGUCAUAGAUUUCAUGACAGGAAACCUGUUGGAGAAAUUUAAAGCUUCUACAAAGGCCGUGUCCUGCAUGUGUGUUUCUCCAGAUGGGAAGACGUUGGCUACUGCAGCAGCACAACUGAAGAUUUUUAAUUGUUCUAACCACAAAAAGAUUCAAAAGUUCUCUGGUCAUCCUGGAUCCGUUCGAUGCAUGGUUUUCACUGAAGAUGGCAAGUAUAUCCUCUCAUCUGCUGUUGGUGAAAGAUAUGUUGCUGUUUGGAGGAUAGAUAGUGCAAAAAAGCAGUCAGCUAGUUGUGUUCUUGCGAUGGAGCACCCUGCUGUCUUUCUUGAUAGCAGGUGCAUUGAUAGUGGGGAGCAUGAUGAGGCUGGCAUGUGUGUUUUGGCCAUCACAGAAACUGGUGUUUGUUAUUUAUGGUUUGGAAAUAGUAUUGAAGAACUACGUAAUGCAAAACCCACAAAAAUAUCAUUAUCUUUAGAAGACAUGUCCUCCAGAAAUUUCAAGGGAGCUCUGCCAGCUAUUUAUGCUGCAAAAUUGCAAGGCAUCCAGAAGCCAGCUUCUGGGCAGGUAUUUCUUGUUUAUGGUUUGCUUGUAAAACCAUCGUUUAGAAAAAUUAUAGUGCAUUCUGGUACGGAUGUAAAGUUGAAUGUCUCCCACGAUGGUGUUCUUCUUCCAAAGAAUCAAUCUCUUGUCAAAUCUAAGGGGUUAAAUACACAAACGGUUACUACACUAGAUCGAGCUAAUGCUGAGGAUGCCUUGCUUCCAAUUCCUAAGGUUUUCGAUUCUGAUGAGAAAGGGAAAGCAUUUCAAAAAUCUUCGGAUAGAACUAGUAAAGCUGAUUAUAUUGAGAUAAAAGAUGACAUGGCCCAAAGUCAGACUGAUGUAAUUUGCAUGGAGGACCGGCUGAGAUCACUAGGGAUUCUUCCCAGUGAAAGUGAAUAUGCAUCAAACAUUGAACUUUGCUCUACAUUGUUAAAGGCUAUUGAUCUGGAAGCUACUGUUCCGGUGAAAAAGAUGAGAGCGGCUGUUUUGUCUAUGGAGUCAAAUGAGGCAUUCAAGCUACUAGAAGUGUUACUGGCUGCAUGGCAAUCAAGGUCAUCUAGUGGAAAGUAUAUUCUUCCGUGGAUAUAUAGCAUAUUAGUGAAUCAUGGUCACAAUGUAACUGCUCAGGAAUCUGUGACGCAUACUCUUGAUUCCUUAGACAAGAUUACCAAAUCUAGAGGUGAUACUCUUCAGCAUUUGUUACAAUUAUCAGGUCGUCUACAACUGGUGACAUCACAGGUUGACAAGGCUUCUCAGACUAUAAGUCAUUCGGUGCAUGAACUUCCAGCUGAAGAAAAUGAAGCAGAAGAAAAGGUAGAAAAUGAAGAUGAAGAUGAAGAUGAAGAUGAAGAUGAAGAUGAAGAUGAAGAUGAAGAUGAAGAUGAAGAUAAAGAUGAAUAUUAUCACAAGGAAGAUGAUGCUUCUGAAAUAAGUACUGAUGAUGAAAGCUAGUUGGAAUUUUUUCUGAGAUUGGGUUCUGAGUUGUCUCUUUUGCGGCUGACAAAGAUAGAGGAAUAGAAGCUGUAUUUUCACCCUGCUUCUUGUUCACAAUUUUGUUGCUAUAUAGAUAGAUACUUCCUCAGAGAGAAUUUUUGGUGUUGUCUAGAUUUGUUAAAAAUGAUUCAGCCAUAAUUAUGUAAUUUGAGAAUUUUACUGAUAAGUAAAAAUAGAUAUAGCUCGGGCAUAUUUUGCUAAAUUCUUGAAGGCAUUCUCAAAACACUCCGAUUAAGAAAUUGUUU
Cajanus cajan (pigeon pea) is the source of this 2294-nucleotide messenger RNA. RefSeq names its product transducin family protein / WD-40 repeat family protein. Lineage: Eukaryota; Viridiplantae; Streptophyta; Magnoliopsida; Fabales; Fabaceae. The record is from RefSeq and is a predicted model, not a curated record. Gene Ontology annotation, molecular function: protein binding.